Messenger RNA from Quercus lobata, 468 nucleotides. RefSeq lists its product as uncharacterized. The record is from RefSeq and is a predicted model, not a curated record. Gene Ontology annotation, molecular function: nucleic acid binding. Lineage: Eukaryota; Viridiplantae; Streptophyta; Magnoliopsida; Fagales; Fagaceae. Bases 1 to 468 code for a protein of 155 amino acids. The transcript has a single exon.
AUGGACCUUAUUAAGUACAUCUUUGAAAAGCUUGCCUUCAUAGGGAAGAUCUCCCAUUGGCAGAUGUUGAUCUCCAAGUUUGAUAUUGUGUUUGUGGUGCAAAAGGCCAUCAAGGGCCAAGCCAUAGCCGAUUACCUAGCGAACCAUCCAUUGAACGAUCCAGAAUUUUCAAAAUCCCUCUUCUUAGAUAAGGAUGUUUUGGCAAUAAAGCCAGAACCAAGCAAUGUAGAACCAUGGUGUUGGAAGCUUUAUUUCGAUGAAGUUGUCAAUAGCACUGGAAAUGGAGUGGGAGUAGUUCUAGUAUCCCCGAAGGGACAACAAAUCCCUGUUUCAGUCAAGCUGAAUUUUGAUUGCACCAACAACAUCAUCGAGUACAAGGUGUGCAUAGUAGGCCUGCAAGUUGCCUUAGAGUUCAACGCAUACGGUCUAAGCAUCUUUGGAGAUUCCCUAUUGAUCGUGUCCAAAUAG